GCAUAGCAGAGAUAAACAGUGGUCGAGGAAACACGAGUUUAUGAUUUUCUGAGAAAAAAAAUUGUCCUCUUUAAACAUUCACGCAAACAUUCCGUUCUUUGCCGCCCAUACUGCUCUGACGUGGACUGGGUGUUAUGCCGGUGCAUCGUGAUCGUGAGAAGAAGGAGAGUACAGCUGAGGAGAUGGAGGUGGAGGAGCAGGAGCACGAAGCAUCCAGCACCGAAGAGGAGGAUUCUGAAACCUCCUCUGUUUCUGAGGAUGGAGACAGUUCUGAGAUGGAUGAGGAGGACUGUGAGCGGAGGAGAAUGGAGUGUCUGGACGAAAUGUCYACCCUGGAGAAACAGUUUAACGACCUCAAAGACCAAUUGUAUCGAGAGCGGCUCAGUCAGGUGAACAGCAAGCUGUCAGAAGUGGAGGCUGGACGAGCUGCAGAAUAUCUCGAGCCUCUAGCGGUGCUGCUGGAGAACAUGCAGGUCCGCACCAAGGUGGCAGGUAUCUACAGGGAGUUGUGUCUGGAGUCUGUUAAGAACAAGUAUGAUUGUGAAAUCCAGGCUGCAUGCCAACACUGGGAGAGCGAGAAACUGCUGCUGUUUGAUACAGUGCAGAGCGAACUGGAGGAGAAGAUUAGGAGACUGGAGGAAGACAGACACAGCAUAGACAUCACAUCCGAGCUGUGGAGUGAUGAGAUAACGGGGAGGAGGAAAAAACGUGAUGCUUUAAGUCCAGAUAAGAAGAGGAGACGACCUUCUGUGGUGUCUGGUCCAUAUAUUGUCUAUAUGCUACCAGAUCUAGACAUUCUGGAGGAUUGGACAGCCAUCAGAAAGGCUGUGGCCACGCUGGGUCCCAACAGAGCGAGAUCCGACUCUGACAGCUGCUUGUUUCCAUUCAGGUCCGUGGACAGAAACAGGCCAAUUCUCAACUGCUGAGACACACGGGGUUAAAAAAGACAACCCUCGAGGACCUCAAACACACACACAUGAACGUUUCUCUUCAUCUCUUACAUACCUCUAUAUCUGACAGUGAUCAAAACUCUGCCUUACUUURGACACCAGCUGGUUAACUGGUCGUCUCGCACAUCAAGAACUUUUCCAGCAUUAUUGAUUCCUUCAGGUUCAUUCUGCUGCUUCAGGUUAGACUCAGGCUUAUUGAAUGCAGGUUUUUUUGUGGUUUAAAAAUAAAACAUCUUCUUUCUUCCA
Messenger RNA from Austrofundulus limnaeus, 1196 nucleotides. RefSeq names its product BRMS1 like transcriptional repressor a (gene brms1la). The record is from RefSeq and is a predicted model, not a curated record. NCBI's taxonomy places the organism in Eukaryota, Metazoa, Chordata, Actinopteri, Cyprinodontiformes, Rivulidae. The transcript has 9 exons. Bases 135 to 926 code for a protein of 263 amino acids.